AUUAAUCAAUUGAGUACAUAUUAAUGAACUACUACAUUUAAGUAUGUGUUAUGGCUAUGAUUUGUGUAUCUUUAACCAUUUCAGUGUACUUCAUAAAUAACACCAAAGUUGCACCUGCUGUUUAGAAAGUGCUUCUUGUACUUUAUUUCUACUUAAUGCACUCUUCACAGAGUAAAACCUACUCUGCCCUAAACUGUAAGCUAGGAAUAGUGGGUACUAGUUCAAAACCUGGGUAAGUCACUGCUGUUACAGUAUAUCUUUGAACGAGGUGCUUGCUUCAGUAAUAUGCUCUCCUGUAUAAAUAGAAACAAAUAUGAAUAAUAAUUUUCAAAAAGAAAUUAAUGUUUUUAACUUUACUUUCCUUCCCAUACAUCUUUAGGUGGGUAGGUUUUAUAUCUAUCAUUUUACUUUCCCUUGCCUACUUCAGCAUCAUUUUUUGCCACCUUGAAUUAAAUUGUUUUUUCAUGAACUUGGUAUUUCUUAUGGACUGAAGUGAAGAAAGACUGUUUGUUCUAUCAAUCAUUUUGUUGUGUAUCAAUCUCAACAAGAGCAACAAAGCCUAAGAAAAUUAAUAAAUAACUCAGAGAAGUACCUGCAGACAUAUUACAAAGAUGUAGUCAUUUAUUAAUUGCUUUGCAAUCCUCCGCUGUUUAUACAUUAACAAAUAAAUCACCAUAGUAAUGAGAUGGCAUUCUUGAGAAAAUAGGAUUCUUCCCUGAAUGUAAAUUUCAGAGCAGACUGCAAAGUAGUAAAUGAAACCUGUGGGCUGGCAGCACACAUCUGUCUUUUUCAGUAUUAUUUGAACUUGACUGAGGUAGAAGCGGAAAUAUUUCUCAGUAAGGUUCUAAAAACAAGGACGGUUAUUCAGCAACAUAAGAAGAAGGAAAACAGCAGGUGUUUCCAAUGUUUUUACAUGAAUAUUUGCAGCAAAUCAUCUGUAAUCUUCAGGCUAACUGAUGCUCAUUUCUACAAAUUCAGUGAUCACACUGCAGGCCAGGACCUGGUUUCCUGUUUUGAAUAGCAAUAAAGGGACCGUUUGGAAAAAGGAUUAGCUUCUGAUCCUUUCUAAGACUUGUUUUCAGUGACCCAGGGCUUGUUAGUUCACAUCCCUGUUGACUUUCAGGAGCUGUGAAUAUCAGAGUACUUGGUUUUUCAUCAAAACUGAACCAGAAACCACUAUGGAUGAGAAUGAAGACAGGAGAAGCCCCUUCUAUAUCAAGGAAAAAAACAUGGAGCUUCUCCACGGCAGGACGGCGAAUUCCUUUGAGCACUGUUACAGAAAGAAGAGAGUGAAAUCUCCCCUCAGAGACACCUCACCUGUGCCCUCUCAUUACUCUGAACCUGUUUUUCUGAGAUCCUACAAGGGCGCGAUGAAGGCCACACCCCAGCUCUGUGGUGUCCGAGACGGUGAGGAUGAUGAUGACGUAAUGAGCCUGAAGAGCGUACAGAGUAUGGGGAGCACUUUGGGGUUCACAGCCAUGGUCAAGAGAUACAGAGGCUUAACCAGAAGACAGGCUGCUAAACACAGGCUCCCCUCUGUUUCCGUGGAAGAAGACCUUCAAAGGAGCUGCUUAGUGGUUACAGGUGCUAGCUGCCCAAGAUACUGCACACUUCCACCCAUUUCUAAAACCUCGCUAGCCCAGAGGCAAGGACAGGAGCAUUCCCCCUCUAGAGGCGGCAUCAGGCCUGAUAUAGAGCAAAUCCAUCCCCCUGAAGGGGCUGCGACUGAAAAGGUAGAGGACCAGCUACCUGUCAAUCGAGACGAACAGUGUGGUGAGGGAUCAGGCAGCAGGAAUGGAAGAGGAGAAAGUCUGCACCCAGUUCCCCAGGCUAGGAUCACCUUUCAAAGCCCGGUGGUACAAGGUGUCUUCCCUGACACUCCUGCUGGUAGUCGAGAGGAAGGAAAGGCCGAUGAAGUGAAAAUGCUUCGGCACACAAAAUUCACCACGUCCACCAUAACCUCUUCCAGCCUCAGCUCUCCCAGCAGCCGGGUCGCCAACAAAUCUGGGGGAAGUUCAACAGGUAGGUACUGUGCAAAGCCGUCCAAAGAAAAUAAUCCUGCAUAUCCAGUUAACAGUGCAAAGCUGCAGCCCGGCCAGGGAAACAAGCUGUCAGAUAGUGUUCUGGAGAAAAGUGAAAUCCUGAUGAUAGAGCUGGGAAUUACUUUUCCAAAAAUAGAAAGCAAUUUAAGAUGCCGCAAUCAGAAACACCCUAUGAAGUCUGCGCUGAAGAAAUCGUUUGACUGGAAGGCCUAUUCUCGGAAGAUAAGGUGCAGUGAAGCCAGGGAGCAGGAUGGCGGCACAGCAGAGACCUUAUCAGCGGACAAUUUCCACAGAGACCGUGGCUCUCUACAGACUGCGGCCUCGUGUGCCCGUGGCUUAAAGAAUACCUGCACUGCUUCCUGCAGAGAGCAAGAACUCGGACUGCUUUUCCAGAAAAGCUGUCCGUUACCACAGACGAAUAACCUCCUGGAGCCAUUCUCUGGAUUUCGGCAGUACUUGCAGCGGCAGCUUCUCCGUUCGCCAGAGGUGUAUGGAACUGGCCAGGCCCCAGCAGGGAGAGCGGACAUGGCAGCUGGCCUGCCUGGCCCUGGUGGCGUACCCAUCCAGAGCUAUCGGAGCACCGCUGAGACACAGCUGCUUCAGCCAUCACCCGCCCUAGACCUGCUGACUUCCCGGGGCCCUCUGUCCCAGUCACAGCGCACAGUGGAGCUCUCCAGUUCCCAUGGAGGGAUGCUGCCCAAAAUCACGAUGACCUGCCCCACGCCCUCUCCCAAACCCCCUUUACAAAGAUAGUCUGGACCUCUCUUGUUCAACCAUAGUGAAAAAGAAUGGAAUUGAAUAACAAUCUUUUGUUAUUUCCACUAUGGAAUUCAAUAACUCAUGCAAAAUCACUCCCUGAGGGGUUAAAUGCACCAAAAAAAAACCAACAACAAAAUCCAAGAACUGUGCCUGAUCUCUCUGGCUGGCGGUGGCUUUGUCACUCAGGUCAGUGCAAUGAUAUUUUUUGUCUGUCUCAGCUGCCAUAUUAUUUUGGCUGUGUGUCGAUUCAGACAGGCUUUGCUUUCUCUAUUAUAGCAAAGGUGAACUGGGGUAAAUGCACAAACAAAGGAUAUACAAAAUUUGUAUCCCAGUGAAUGUGAAAGGGAUCAAAGAGUAAUUAUAUAUCACUGUGAGUUUACGCCUUCUGGAUAUGCAAAGAUGUACUGCAGAAGCCGCACAGUAAGAAACAGUUCUUACAGUGUGUUUAUGUAAUGUUAACCUACCUCUCCCUUCACAUUUGCUACAAAGGAAAGUGACUGCGUGACUUUAUAGGAAUUUACUGUGGUAUACAAAAAAUAUUACAUUACAUGCAAAUAUGUAAAAAAGAGCCCAAAUGUACAGUAAAGGAGCGUACAGACUAGAAAAAAAAUUGAAUGUAUAUAUAAUAGAAGCAUGGAAAAAUCACAGGAAAAAUGAUUAUACUAUUCAGAGUUACAUUGAGAUAUUUAUAUAAGGGUUGUUAUCAGAGUUCAGUGCCAGACUGAGUACCUCAUCCACGAAUCACACUAAUAGGAUUGAUCCCUCAGGACAACAAAAUGUGCAGUUUCAAAGGAUAGGCGGGUCCUAGAGGUUACAUUUGAAUGAAAAGGUCAAUUAUGACCACCAAAAGAGCUUUUACAAAUAUCAGAAGGGUCUAUUAUAUGUGCUGACUCAUUUUAAUCUGUCACACCUUCCCCCAGAUGGAGGUCUGGUUUUGAAAACAGCUUUUCUAAUAAGGGCAACACUAGUUUUGACUAGUCUAAGUUUUCCUUCAGAGGUUUUUUUAGAAGCGGUUCUGGUGAUGAAGCAGAGAACUAAACCCAUGCUCUUCUAAACUCAGAAUAUAGGGAGAUAAAGAGUCUAGAUUGACAGCACCUGUGAAAUUUUGUUUUUCUAUAGCACAGCCUUUCUCACUAUGCGACUUCAAUUCUGCGUUAAUCUUUAUCACUCCUGCUUCUGCUUCAUAGCAUAGCGCAUGUAAUAAUAUACAACGCUUCUUAUGCUAAAAAACUAUUGGAAAGUUAAGGAGCUUAUUCUCUGAGUACACUGCUCUAUAUUGUUUCUUUACUGCAUUAAUGUAGAAUGAAGGCAAAGUCACUUUUCUCAUAUAAAAGUGUGUUGGACAAAGCAUUUCCCUCAACUUAUUCCUUUGAUAUACUGACUGUUUGUAAGGGCAGUGAAAAAACUAUGUUUCUGUUAAAGUAAUGUGGAUGUUACCUGCAGUUAUGCAUGUACUUAUAAAAAGUAAAAAGUAGAAAUGAUGUAUUCAGUAAGAUAAAGAGGCUGUCUGAAAAAGGUAGAUGAUGAAGUAACACCUUUGUUUAUUUUCACUUGACAUAUGCACCAUUUUGGAGCAUUAAAGUAUAUGGAUUUUCCAA
Messenger RNA from Lepisosteus oculatus (spotted gar), 4399 nucleotides. The record is from RefSeq and is a predicted model, not a curated record. NCBI's taxonomy places the organism in Eukaryota, Metazoa, Chordata, Actinopteri, Semionotiformes, Lepisosteidae.